CGAUUUGGCUGACACAUUCAGCAGACAAGGGGCAACUUUUUCUCUCAUGGAUCGCGACUCGAGCACGGAUACAAGUUCGGUUUAUGAAACGGAACCGGAGCCGCGGCGACGUCGUGUUAUCUUCGAAUUGGCCGUGGAGUCGGAGCCGCACAUCUCGCCACGGCCCGAAGAUAAUGGCGCCGCAUUUCGACGCUUCGUGCUGAACGUCUCGAAUCCGCUGGACAAGCGUCUGCUGAUCAUCUCCCUGUUCAAUGGCCCAAUCGAUGCCAAUUUCCGUUCGCUGAUGGUCGAGCUGAAUGGCGGGCUGCAGGAUGUGCUGCGCGAAGAGGCCGAGGCCGAUGCGGCCAAGCAGCGGGCCACGCGUCCAACGCCUGCCAAUGAAAUGGAAACGGGCUCCACAACAGACACCUCUUCCGAAACAGAGCCCUCCCUCAACGACAGUCUCUAGUAUAUCUCACAGAGUGUAGCUGCAAAUCACCAGACAGACUACAUAAAUGCAUACAGACACGCAUACAUACAUACACAUGUAUAUAUGUGUGCAGGUUAAUAAAAAUGUUGGCAACUGAUGCGCCAAUCGAGCAGCUUAAAAGCCAACGG
Messenger RNA from Drosophila hydei, 597 nucleotides. RefSeq lists its product as uncharacterized. NCBI's taxonomy places the organism in Eukaryota, Metazoa, Arthropoda, Insecta, Diptera, Drosophilidae. The record is from RefSeq and is a predicted model, not a curated record. The transcript is spliced from 2 exons. Bases 47 to 448 code for a protein of 133 amino acids.